AUGCACUUCAAGAUCCCAGUCCUUCUCGCCCUCGUCACUGCAGCAGCGGCUGAUUGGGGCUACGAUGCAUACACCGCCCACGGCUGCAAGGAUGCUGACGAUAUGAGCGCGCUUGUAGACGACGGAGAUGGAUCAGGAUGUGUGUCCCUUGGCACCGGAGCAACAUACCUUUCCUUGAAAGUUAUGACCCCCAAUAACAGGAAAGUGUCAGUUUACGAAGAUAGCAACUGCCAGUCUGUCUAUGGGGGGGUUACGACAGCGGACAACAAGGGGUGCUUUGAAGCGAGUGAUGCUGCCAACUCGCCUAAGCACAUCGGUUCGAUUUUUUUCGAUUAA
Penicillium waksmanii is the source of this 336-nucleotide messenger RNA. RefSeq lists its product as uncharacterized. The record is from RefSeq and is a predicted model, not a curated record. The transcript has a single exon. The coding region runs from base 1 to 336 and encodes 111 amino acids. NCBI's taxonomy places the organism in Eukaryota, Fungi, Ascomycota, Eurotiomycetes, Eurotiales, Aspergillaceae.